Ixodes scapularis (black-legged tick) is the source of this 6700-nucleotide messenger RNA. RefSeq names its product CD109 antigen. The record is from RefSeq and is a predicted model, not a curated record. Gene Ontology annotation, cellular component: extracellular region. Bases 1 to 4710 code for a protein of 1569 amino acids. The transcript has 32 exons. Gene Ontology annotation, molecular function: endopeptidase inhibitor activity; protein binding. Lineage: Eukaryota; Metazoa; Arthropoda; Arachnida; Ixodida; Ixodidae.
AUGCUUGCCGCUCUGGUAGGGCUGGUGGUCUGGAGCUUGUGCUCUGGACUCGGGGCGGCAGCCCUGGCCAGCAACGAAGUCACCGACAAUUUCUUGCUGGAUACACUCGGCCUAAGCGGAAGUGAACCGAGGUACCUGGUCCUGGCGUCCAAGGUGGUGCGGCCCAGCCAGGUGUAUCGGGUGUCCGUGACGCUGCUGUCAGCCGCGUCGCCUCACACAGUGCGGGCCUCCCUGCAGCGGGGUUCCGAGGAGGUUGCCUCGGCCAAGGACCUGCUGUCCUCCGGAGAGACAGCCGUCCUUCUGAUGAAGGUGCCCCAGAGUGCCAAGCCCGGCAAGUACAAGUUUCGGGUGGAGGGCAAUGUGAAUGGAGUCUUGGGAGGCACAGGCUUCAUACAGGAAAGGGAUGUGGAAUUCCAGCCCCAGUUCCUCACCAUCCUCAUCCAGACCAACCAGUUUGUGUAUAACUACGACCAGUCCAUCAAGGCCAGGAUCGUACUCCUCACCACAGAACUGAAGCCCUACACAGAACCGGUCGAUGUGUACUUGACGGACUCUCGAGGCAUUGUAAUGAAGCGGUGGGUCUCGCAGUACCCUUAUUUAGGCUUUGUCAAGAUAAACUUUGAGCUCCCACACGACUUUGCUGUUGGCUUUUGGACUCUGAAAGUUGUGGCUCUCAGCCAAGUAGAAGAGAAGAAGAUCCUUCUAGAGCGGUGGUACACUGAACGCUAUGAUGUUUACGUCACGAUACCACCUUUCGUCCUGGACAGCGACGAAUACUACGAAGGCGAUGUCUCAGCAAACUUCACAACAGUAAAUCCUGUAUAUGGUAACGCAACUAUCAGGCUCUAUGUGAGGCCCACGCUCGUCAAGGACUAUGACGGUGGAGUUCAGAUCUUCGAUCGCUAUCUCGAGGAAUAUGUUCACCAGUUCCAAGCAGGCUACCAGUUCAAGUUCCCAAUGUCCGACCUAAAGGAUCUGGCUGCACCACACUCUCUGGACAAGUGUGAGAUUGAAGUAAAGGCUGCAGUUGGAGAACGCUUCUUGGAUAUCAUUGUUCACGGCUAUGCAAGAUCCAGAAUAAUCAACUCAUCACUCAGCCUCAAAAUUUUGGGGGUGAAGCCUCUGGUCUUUAAGCCAGGAAUGACUUUUACCAUCUAUGUAGCAGUGACCUACCAUGACCUUGUGAAACUGCCUGAAGAGAAACUAAAAGAAUCGAACAUCACUUUGAGCUUCACUGGUCAAGGAGGUGGUGGAGGACUGAAUGAUAUAGAAACACCACCUAACGAAAAAGGAAUGGCCACCGUAGAGAUUACACCACCUGAGGGAACCGAGAAGAUAGUUAUACGGGCUAAGUACCGAGACAAGGAAGAUGUUGUCGAGACAGAAGCUCUUGCUGUAGCUCAGCUCUCUCCUGGCAAGAAGUUCAUUCAGAUAUCAACAAGCACUUCCAAUGGUGUUGCUGGAGAGUAUGCCAUUUUUCAUGUUCGCACCAACUUCUACAUAAAAUUCUUCCAUUAUCUGGUAAUUUCAAAGGGGACCGUGUUACAAGCAGGAGUUCAGAAGGCUUAUGGUCUGCUCCAGACCAUUACCUCCUUCUCAGUUCCCCUUUCACCAGAGAUGGCUCCAGCAAUUAAGGUCAUGGUCUACCAAAUUUCUGGGAAUGGUGAUCUUACUGCUGAUGCAGUCAUUGUGCCAGUGAGGGGUAUCAACAGAGGCAAUUUCUACCUGUGGAAGAAUCUCAAACAAGACCGCUCCAACAAUUUAAUUGAAUUGGUGCCAACCUACACUACUGAAACCAUAGCUGGACUGAACGGUCUAGACAGUGACCUGGUUGCAGUACAAGGGAAGAAUGACCUGACACCGACUUCGGUGAUUGAAUCUUUCUACCGCAUGGAAGAUCACUGGGGGAGCCAUAUCAGAGCAAUAUGGAGAGACCGUGAUGGCAAGCCAGAUGAAGCAGAGUAUUUUGUGACUCCCAGCUUUGCUCCUGAUGUCAACAAAACAUUCAUUUUUUCAGGAUUGAUUGUGGCCACAAAUCUCAACGUCACCACAUUGCCAAAUCCUUGCAAUGAAACAGCUGGAUUCUUGCCUUGUGUGAAUGGAGAAUGCUACCCGAAACAUGCACGUUGCAAUGGCUAUAAAGACUGUUACGAUGGCACUGAUGAAGGAAAUUGUGAACAAGAUGACUUGGAAGACAAGCCUCUGUUUGAGUUUUUCUUGUACAGAACAAACAGGUUUAACAACUUCUUUGAUGCAACUGGUAGUAACUUUGCUUGGCAUCACGUCAAAACAGGCAACCUCAAAGAUAUCUACACACCGUGCAUUGUUCCCAAACCGCCCACAAAUUACAUGUUUAAUGCCAUUGCUGUCAGCAGGAAGUAUGGAUUCGCGAUCAUCGACAAGCCCAUAUAUCACAACAGCAUGAGACCAUUCUACAUGACCUAUGAAGCUCCCUCAACAGCGGUCAUUGGAGAACAAAUCGGCAUUCGUGUGGUCCUUUUCAACUACCAGAGCUACCUAAUCCAGGCAGAGCUGCGUGUACUAGGCUCAGAUGACUACCGCUUUGUCCAAGUAGGACCACUGGGGAGAGUAGGGGCAUAUAACCCUGUUACCACUAAGGGAGAGAUCCAGCACAUUGUCUAUAUUCAGCCAUACCAGCACAUUAUCAUUCAUGUCCCUAUUGUAUCAGUAAAAAUUGGAGACGUGGAGGUGAACCUUGUUGCAACAACUCAAGUAGCAAGGGAGGAAGCUACCAUAUCAAUAACUUUCCUGCCUGAUGGAGUUCCCCUAAGAAUGCACACAUCUCUACUGAUGGAUCUGAGAGCACAAGCUUACAAUCUCAAGUUUCUCGACCUGAAUGUGACUGAAGAUCCCAUCAUCCCUUUCGAGAGCCAGUAUCGACGCUAUCUUUUUGGAUCACCUGCAGCCCAUGUUUCUGUCAUUGGUGACGUUGUGGGAACUCCCCUUGAAGGAAAUGUAGAACCUGAAGACUUUGGCUUUUCAGCAGCAACAAAGUCAGGAGAACAUGCCAUGUUUGGUUUUGCCUACAAUGUGCUCAGGCUUACAUACUUGCGACUUACUGAUCAACUGACACGGGAUAUUGCCAAGCCUAUCUUUGAAAAACUCAACAAAGCUUAUGUUUAUCAGAGUUCUUAUUUCAAGAAUGGAGCUUUCACAAUGUUCAAAAGGCAACCAAGUGUUUGGCUCACUGCAUUCAGCAUUCGUAUGUACGAGUUGGCACUUUUUCCGGACUGGGAGAACUUCAUUUUCAUUGAUCCACGGCUCAUUAGCCAGGGGGUCACUUUCCUUCUGAGCCACCAGCAGCCUAAUGGAGCAUUCUACGAGACAACCAAACAUCCUUGGAACCGCAGAAUGAAUGAAAAGGUUCUUGGAAGGGAUGGAAGGUAUCUCAACAGGAAUGUCACUCUCACAGCACAAGUGGUUUUGGCAUUGUCAAAGGUCACACUAACUGGGGACAUCAGGCAGCAGGCAACAACUGCAAGGGCAGCAGCCGUGAAAUAUCUUGAAAGGCAACUGGCACAGCUCAAGGAUGCCUAUGCUAUUUCAAUCACCACUUACGCUCUACUGGAAGCUGGCUCAAAUGAAGCAGAGUACGGCUACAACCUUCUGGAGUCGAUAAAGCGAGACGCUGAGGGAGCUAUCUACUGGAGUAGUGUGCCCAUUCCACCACCAGUAAUUAUUUCCCAAAGUCAGCGCCCCUUCCUAAUGCCUCGUUUCCCACACCCGGAUGACUCCCUGGCGGUUGAGGCAACGUCGUAUGCUCUCAUCAUCUACCUCAAGCAAGGAGGCCUCUUCCAGGACCAAAUAGUGCGCUGGCUGAACCGCAUGCGCACCACCGACUAUGGCUUCAUUGGAACACAGGACACCAUUGCGGCUUUGGAAGCUCUUACCCAAUACUCAUUUCGAACACACGUCCGUGGCAUCACCGAAAUGAAAGUCACUGUGGAGUCCUCAUCUAACCCUGGCUUCCCAAGUACUCUUCAAAUUUCAAAAAAUGACCUGGCUCGAAGAAAAGUCUUUGAUGUGCAGCCAAAUGUUUGGGGACAUUGUGAUGUCCUCGCAAAGGGCGCAGGUCUUUCUGUGAUCCAAAUGGAUGUUUCCUACAACGUCGACAGAGACUUCCUGCUUGUACCUCCUGCUUACGAGGCAUUUGAGUUGACGCUACAACCUCACUUCUCAGGAAGAAACAGGUCCCACAUCAACAUCAAGAGCUGCGUCCGGUGGACCCUAACAAACAUGAGUGAAGCCAGCGGAGCAGCUGUUCUGGAGCUAGCAAUCCCAACCGGAUACCUGAAUUACCGGCCAACACUUGACGCCUAUGUCAAGUCUCGCGUCGUACCAAGGUUGCGCAUGGCCAAAGUCGCACCAAGAACAGCUGUUUUUAUGUUUGAAUAUUUGACCAAUGAGUGGUCCUGUGUGGACUUCCUGAUUCAGAGGUGGUACCCAGUUGCCAAUUCAACGCGGUAUCUUAAGGCCAAAGUCUACGAGUACAACACCCCAGAAAACUACAAGGAAACAAUCUGGGAGAACUACGACCUGUUUGUGCUGAGCAUAUGCGAAGUGUGUGGCUCCUACCAGUGUCCCUACUGCCCUUACUUCAGCAGUGCCAGCAGCAUUAGCUUGAGCUGGGUACUCAUGUUCAGCACUGCCCUCUUGUGCCAAGAACUCUACCGGAAAGUCACCCAAUGAGGUGCCAGUUUUAAAGGCACCUUGUCAUCAUCACUCAUCGUCAAACUUCAUGUAGGGUCGUCAUAAAAGCAAUCCUUGCUAGCCGGUGGUCGUAACCGCCUUGUCACCUGAACCUGUGAAGCUCCUUCAAUAUGCUUUGUUGUUUCCAAGCCAGAGGUGAGCAUAGUAUUUUUGUUUUGGAAAAAGGGAAGUGCAUGAAAAACAUUGAGAGGAAUUUUGGAUGAGGCUUGUGAAGUGAAAUUGUGCAACUUGCGCAACAAGUUCAAGACUGCACAUAAGGAAGGAGCGUGGCAUUCCCGUGAAGCCAUAAACAGAAAUAUAAAUUGAGUUUUAAGUCAUUUAUUCUUCCGAUCACCGGUUGAUGAGGGGUGUGAUUGUGCUGUUGUACAGAAGGAGAAAAAUAGUGAAACUCUUUGGAAAAUACACCAUACUAUGCUGGUGUUUAAAGAACCCGUCUUUUGUGUUUGCAUUACAGAAGUGUCAUACUGGGUGGUUUUACUGCAGAUGUACCGAGUGAAAGCAUUGCACAUGUGCGAGUGUACAGAAGUGUGAGGGGACCAUGUUUGAUGCGUUCAUUACAUUUCAUCUGAUAUGUACUCAUGAGAUUUUAAUUUUUCAGCAGAUCAUCGGUAGAUUGUCACAUUUAGAUUCCGUACAAAGAACAUAGUGUAAAACUAGAAUGAGCAAAAACUGUAUAAUUGCUUUCAUUAGCUGCCAAGUACUCAUUUAAAUUGAAUCAAUUGAAUUUACCUCCACUGAUUGUGGACUAGCUAUGGCCAAAAAUAGUGAAUGUCUUGGAAAGGCAACAAAUAUAAACAUGUUUCAGCAAAGUUGAAAUAUCAACGUCCAACUCUUAAAAAGAUUGCUUUACUACACUGUUCAAGAACCCAGGCCUUGCAGAUUUCCUCCAACGAGCACCUCACAAUGUAGCUCAUAAGAGACGAAGAGCCAUUCCUCUAAAAAAUCUGAGGAAGCAAUAGUUUUAUAUACCUAUUGAUUAGUCUUAUGAAUUAUGGCUUUAGAAAUAAAAUUCCAGUGGCGGACAAGUUAAAUAUUUUAGAGCAAUAGAAAACAAGUUUGCCCAUAUUCAUAAACGAAAUUCUGGUACUUCUAGGGCUUGAUAAAAACAAGCCCAUUUACGCAACCAAAAGCACCCCCAUUGACUUUAUCUGCUGCUAAAAAAGAUUUGUGAGCCAUGCUUCUUUCUGGUUAGUAUUAUUUGAUAUAGCAUUUGAAAUUUGACCAUGAGUAGCAGUUGUCUUAUUUCUGGACCUGAAUAUCUUACCAGUACCCUUAUUCCUCAGUAGCAGGGAUAUUUAAAUUAAAAUAUGUCAGCAUAUACAGAAUAUGAGAUCUACAGUGAAACUUCCCGGUUGUCAAUAUGGAUUUAUUUGACUAACAUUCUUGAUUGUGUACUUGUGCCACUUUAUUUAUGAUUUUGUCAGUUGACAUUCAAUCAGAAGGCAGAAAUAUGGAGGAAAUGAUAUCUACUUAAAUUCACCUGAUCAUAAAAAGAGGUGCACUUUCUGUAGUGAGAAUUACUUCAUACACUUGUCAAGAUAUUAAAACAGUAUGUGCAUGUCACUGAAAAAGAUGUUAGUGCAUUGCAUCUUUUGUAAGCGAGACUUAAUGAAAGCCCAGAAUAGCUCAGUAUCUGAGAAUACUGUUUUGCCCACAAUAAAGCCAGUGCCUUUCUAGUAUAUUAGUGGUCUCUGCAGCAGAGGAAAAUGUUUUUUUUAAUGAUGUAAUGUUGCAGAUAUAACUAUAAUGAAACAGAAAAGUAUACAUAUAUAUUGUAUGGGUGCUGUGCUUUCAUAAUUGUGAAACUAAAGUUUUUUUCAUAGGCGUCUUUUUUAGUAACUGCACGCAUGAAACAUUAUUAUACUGUACAUAUUUAUUUCAGUAUCAUGUCGUAACUUGGGAUAUAAGCUGUUGCACACAUCAUGUUUGUAAAACUUUUUAUUAUGGAGUAAAAAUGGAGUAUGCUUUU